This is a messenger RNA of Penicillium manginii, 1293 nucleotides long. RefSeq lists its product as uncharacterized. NCBI's taxonomy places the organism in Eukaryota, Fungi, Ascomycota, Eurotiomycetes, Eurotiales, Aspergillaceae. The record is from RefSeq and is a predicted model, not a curated record. Bases 1 to 1293 code for a protein of 430 amino acids. Gene Ontology annotation, molecular function: acyltransferase activity, transferring groups other than amino-acyl groups. The transcript has a single exon.
AUGGGAUCCAUAGAACACACUCGAUCCAUCCCAAAGCUCACGGCUAUAGAACAGAUCAGUCCCCGGGGCUAUGCGCGCUAUAUCUUCCCGUUCCAAAUAAGAGAGAACUGCAAUGUCGACGAAAUCUUCCAUGUCGUUCGACAGGGGUACGAUUUUCUCGCGAAACAGAUCCCAGAGACGGCGUGUGAGGUAGUUCCGGAUCUCGAUUCAUGGCAGAAGAACGUCAUGAAAUUACGCAUGCCGAAUGACGGCGAGUUUGACCUGGUCACAGCAAAGGAUCUGCGAGAGCCAGGUGCUUUCCCGUAUACAUUCGCAGAGCUCAAGGCCAAAAGCUUCCCUCCAUCCGCCUUCGAAGGAGACCUUCUCUGCCGUCGAGAAGUCUGGCCAACGCCCGAUGAAAGAAUACCCAUUUCACUUGCGCAGUGUAAUUUCAUUCCCGGCGGCCUUCUUUUAUCGUGGAAUGUCUUCCAUAUGAUCGGAGACGGCGGGUGCUUUUUCACAUGGGCUAAGGUCUGGGCUGAAGGAUGUCGGCGGGCGCAGGGUCUGAAUAUCGAUAACCCAGUCCACCUUCCCAACGCGCUCUGGGAUGAUCGCGAACAGGCUAUCAAUCCUCCCUCUCGCUACAAGGGCAGACUGGAGGAUCAUCCAGAAUACAUCCUCUUACCAUUCACGCCGACAGAAAUGCCGCCGAAGAUGCUGACAACGACCCACCGCGCUCAAAUCUUCUACUUUUCGCCCGAAUCGCUGGUCAAAUUGAAGAAGGAGGCUGAUCCGUCGAACGCGACCGAGCUUUCGGAUCAGAAAUGGAUUUCUACCAACGACGCCAUCUGCGCGCUGAUCUGGCGAGCCAUCAUGGCGGCGCAAUUCCCCCUGAAGAGUCCGGAAGAAGCCGGAGACGGUGAAAACAGUGGAGACAGUGAAGACAGUGAUCCCAUAACCAACUUUGGCAUCUAUAUGGAUGGUCGGUUACGAACGAACCCAAGGAUUCACCCCGAGGCCUUGGGCUGUUUCAUGACGUGCUGCGGAGCGACAGUUUCUCUCCGCAAAAUGCUCGGACAGCUCAAUAUUGCCGAUCUUUCCGUGCUCGUGCGCAAGGCUAUCGUCAGCACGGAGGGGCACUCUAUCUGCGAUGUCGCGGCGCUUGCGAAUAAUCAGGAACAUCCGACUCGACUUGCGCUGUCGGCGAAUCUGGAUCUUUCCGGGAAGAAUAUUUCGCUGUCGUCGUGGGUGAAUUUUGAUUUGUAUUCUUUGGAUUGGGGGGAGAUACUGGGGGGGGUAGGAUUGAGGCUGUGA